Perca fluviatilis (European perch) is the source of this 2541-nucleotide messenger RNA. RefSeq names its product myeloid-associated differentiation marker-like protein 2. The coding region runs from base 883 to 1794 and encodes 303 amino acids. Gene Ontology annotation, cellular component: membrane. The record is from RefSeq and is a predicted model, not a curated record. NCBI's taxonomy places the organism in Eukaryota, Metazoa, Chordata, Actinopteri, Perciformes, Percidae. The transcript has a single exon.
AAUCCACUGAGUGCACACUAACACACAGAGGAGGAAGGGUGUGUGUCUUGUGUGAGUAAGAAAGAGUGGGAGACCAAAUCCAAAAGGCAAAAGGAGACAGAAACAGCAAGACAAAGAGCAAGAGACAGAGCCAAUAUUUUUGAGUGAUUUUGACGGGCAGUAAAGGGCCUACAGUGAAGAAAUUACAAGGAUCAAGUCACUGUGUAAUGGAACUUGACUGAGAGGACAACAAACUAGUCCACCUGUUCUGCACACAGGGCUAUUGUUGGAAGAUUGAUCUCUGGAUUUGACUUUUAGAGGACCUAACUCCACUUUGAACUUUUUGAUAAACUGGACAACUCGGUAAUUGAAGACAGUAAGCAAGCGAAAACCAAGAUUUCUGAGGACAUACUGUACACUACAGUUUUAAGUAAGAACAGUAUACAAUUUUAAUCUCUAAACCUAAAUCCUCUAAACUAAAUUUUUUUAAACACUAUAAAAGGACUGAUACUGUAUGAUUUACAGAAAUGUUACUCUGUAUGCAUAGUUUAUAGACUUGUGCAGACAAGUAGAGACAAUACUUCAGACACAAAAGAAAAAUUCAAAAUAUGUCUUAUUUAAAGGUCUAAUUAAAUGUAAUUUACUAUUACAAGCUACUGUACAAACUUCUACAUAACAGUGUAUGAAUGUAACUUGAUCUUAAGCACACUGCUAUAAUUACAAAGCAAGCUCAGGGAAGAAUUACAGACAUUUAUAAUUAAGGCCAAUCUAUAAAAGGCAACCAAGGAGAGGGUGAGGUCUGUGACGGGGAAAAAAAGUUGGCCACAAGGACACAAAGACACAAAGAACAGGACGUCAAUAAUCUCACAAAAAAACAGCUGCUGUAGGGAGACAACACGCACCAUGGAUUCUCACGGAGGACACUACCUCAACAAAGAAGCUGUGCUGUCACCUUUAGGUGCAGCCCGAAUGUGCCAACUGCUACUCGGUUGCACCAUAAUGGCCCUUGUGUCCCACAGCGCAGGCUACAGCGCCUCCUACGGACAUUUCUGCAUGUUCGUGUGGUGCUUCUGCUUUGCUGUCACACUGAUUGUGUUCACCUUGGACAUCACGCGGCUCCACACAUGCAUGCCCAUUUCCUGGGAUAACUUCACUGUGGCCUUUGCCAUGCUGGCAACACUCAUGUACAUCACUGCCUCUGUGGUCUACCCUGUUUACUUCCUCCAAACAGAGUGCCCUGAUGAGGGCUGUGAAGUCCAAAUGUACCGCAUUGCUGUCACUGUCUGCUCCAGCGUCUGCUGCUUUCCCUACGGUGCUGAGGUGUUCCUAACUCGAGCCAAGCCGGGAGCUGUGGUGGGUUACAUGGCCACUGUGUCCGGUCUACUCAAGGUGGUCCAGGCUUUUGUGGCCUGCAUUAUUUUUGGGGCCCUGGCCAAUGACAGUGAGUACACCCUCUACAUUGCCACCCAGUACUGCGUGGUGGUGUACAGCCUGUGCUUCUCUAUCACCGUGAUAGUGGUCAUACUGACAGUUUCUGGUAGGACCUCUGCCCUGCGGUUCCCCUUCGACCGGUUUGUGGUUGUCUACACCUUCUUCGCUGUGAUUCUUUACCUCAGUACUGCACUGAUCUGGCCCAUCUUCAGCUUUGACAAAAAGUAUGGCAACACUACUCGUCCUGAGGACUGCCCACGUGGAGAAUGUCCAUGGGACAGUAAGCUAGUGGUGGCCGUGUUCACCAACGUCAACAUGAUCCUAUAUUUUGUAGACCUUGUUUACUCCCAGAGGAUUCGCUUUGUCUCCAGCUCUGCUGUGUAAAAAAAUGUACCCCUCUAAAGACUGUUGAGAUUUAAAGACAAAUAGAGAAUCGUUGAGGCCACAUCCACAAUGCUCUACACAGUCAGGUCUCUGUGAAGGACUCAUUCCCUUGGAUCCAUAGAUUCAUGGUGUCUUAUCUGUAUUGGAUUUUUUAAUAUCAGUAUUUAUCACCUGUAAGCAGCAAAACUGACAGUAUUACCCUAUUCUACAAACUUAAAAGGCCUUUCCCCAGUUCUACAGUGACCUACCAGGAAGAGACUGCCAGGUGACAUCCCUCUGCUCCAGAUUCCUUUGGUGGUUGCCUACAGAACAGACCUAUGGGAGUAUGGGAUAAUGUUUAGAAUAUCAAAACAGUGUUAUGUCAGUCAGAGUACAAAUGCAAUUUAUUUAUGUAUUAGUAUGUAUUAAAAUGGAUGUAAACACUAAAAUGGAUGAAGAUAUAUCACAGAGAUGAAUAGCAUAUGUUAAGUCUACAAGGUAUGCACUGAACAUAGCUUUUGGUUUCGGCUUUCCUGCCAUUUUGCUGUUUUUUUUCCCCACAUCUUGUUCUUAUAUAGGCUAUGUAAUAAUAAUAUGAAAAAUAAUAAUAUUGAAGUUCAUUAGGAGUUUCCUGCCAUCCAUUGAAUGUUAAAUGUGUUGGAUACAUGGAUUUCUUUAAAGGCAAAACUUUGACAGUAUCACAGUAUUUUAUUUGGGAGAAGCACAAUCAUGUAGUAGAAUAUCAUUGCUUUUGCUAUAUUUCUGAUA